ACACCAUGGCUGCCCCAAUACCCUCUUCCAGCGCCCUGCGCGUACUCCGCGCCUCGAUUUUACCAUACACCCGCCAUUCCCAGCAGGUGCGCCACGCGACACUCCUGCGCCGACCGAAGCGGCCCUACACCUUCACACAGCUCGUUCAGCUUUCGGACGGCUCCGCCUUCACACUGCGCACCACGAACCCCCAGCCGGUCCUCAAGACCGCAAAAGAUAUCAGGAACAACCCGCUGUGGCACCCUAGCACCCAGAAGUUGCUCAGCGUGGAGGAGGACGAGGCCGGUAGACUAGCGGCCUUCAGAGCAAAGUUUGGCACGGCAUGGGACAGUGAGGGCGAGAAGAGCAAGAAGGGAGACAGCCUCCUAGACAUCAUCGGCGGCGCCGCGAAGCAGACAGAUGCGCCGAAAGCCCCACCCAAGGCUGCGCCCGCUGCACCGUCGUCAGCAGCAAAGCCCGCGCCAAAGAAGUAGACAUACUGGAAGUCGCGGAAAGGGCGAAUGAGCAUUGAAGGUGCAAGUGUACAGCAUGUUUUACUAUUGUAUAAUAUGGGUUGAGCAUUCACGAGGACCCAAGAGAGGCCUGUGUACCAGCCGCGGACACGAGUUGGAGAAUGAAGCGAUUACCAUCAUUCAGACGUCGGUCACCCAGUCUUUCCCCGUGGUCCUAGAUCGAUCGUCCUCCCUUCCACACAGCAGGACGUCCUAGGGACUCCCAAGUCGUGCACCAGCAACCUGUAU
Messenger RNA from Didymella exigua CBS 183.55, 740 nucleotides. RefSeq lists its product as uncharacterized. Gene Ontology annotation, molecular function: structural constituent of ribosome. The coding region runs from base 6 to 473 and encodes 155 amino acids. NCBI's taxonomy places the organism in Eukaryota, Fungi, Ascomycota, Dothideomycetes, Pleosporales, Didymellaceae. The transcript has 2 exons. Gene Ontology annotation, cellular component: mitochondrial large ribosomal subunit. The record is from RefSeq and is a predicted model, not a curated record. Gene Ontology annotation, biological process: mitochondrial translation.